Priapulus caudatus is the source of this 1045-nucleotide messenger RNA. RefSeq names its product protein max-like. Gene Ontology annotation, molecular function: DNA-binding transcription factor activity. Bases 84 to 371 code for a protein of 95 amino acids. Lineage: Eukaryota; Metazoa; Priapulida; Priapulimorpha; Priapulimorphida; Priapulidae. The transcript is spliced from 4 exons. The record is from RefSeq and is a predicted model, not a curated record. Gene Ontology annotation, biological process: regulation of DNA-templated transcription.
AGAUCUGAUUUUUCCAGGCCAUUCAGGUUGAACAGGCAUCACGAGCUGUCAUCCUCAACAAAGCUACAGAAUACAUUGAGACCAUGCGUAGCAGAAACAGCGGUCACCAGAAAGACAUAGACACACUCAAGUCACAAAAUCAAUUGCUAGAGUCGCAAGUCAGGGCUCUAGAAAAGGCAAUUGCAAUGGAUGGCUUCCCAGAGACACAGAUGACUGAAGAUGGGCUUAUAAACUUAAAAACAGAAGCUUGUGAACCUCCAGGAGUAAAUGUGUCUGACAGUGAUCACGGCUCACAUAACUCUCCAGACCACCAGGUGGCAAUACGUACCAGUAGACGAAAAAAGAAACUGAAACCAUUGCCUGGAGAAUAAGACAAUAUAAUUUAAAUAUUAAGAAUGGAAGGAAGUUUAUCCCUUGAAUUAAUUUAAGGUAUAAAUCAGUCUCAGAUUUAUAUGUAGGUAAUAUGCCGUUAAGAUACCAUAUACCAUCACUCUCUUAAAUGUUUGUCUGCAUUUGCGAUGUUGCAAUAUAGCAACCAAUUGUUUUACCUGUACAUAAUCCAGCAUCUUUCAGUAUGCAUGUUUGCAGAUACAUGUAAUAUAGUACUCGGCUAUGCUAGCUUGCAUGUUAAUGUUGCUCCUUUGAGGGAAAUAGAUACCUGAUUUUUAAGAGAGUAUAAAAUUACUGUCAUUGUUUCCCUGGCCUCUGACCUUUCAAUUAAAUUAUGCAAGUGUGCAUAUAUAAGCUACAUGAUGAGAUAAUGCCCAAUGAGAUUAAAUCACUAUUAUUCAGUUGAGAAAAAAAAAUUAUCUUCUAUUUGUCUGUAAAGUAACAGACAUACAUUAUAGUAUUUCUCAACAAUUACAAUUACAAAGAUGGUGGAAAUUCCCAAGGUUCUAUUUGAUUUAUGAUAACUAAAUUGAACGACAUUGGGUCAAGUUAUACUUUGAUUCUGUCAUGCUCUCGCCCUUGCUGCCAUUAUUAGUGUAGAGAAUUGUUGACAUUCCUUUGUACAAAAACAGUGAUGUGUUAUAUUACAGCAUUA